AUGCUUGGCCAUGAAAUCCGCCGGCAUUUCUCUUUUGCAAAUGGGUAUCGAAAUCUCAAUCAUGGGUCGUUCGGAGCAUCGCCUACCGCAAUCCGCGAAAAAGCAAACGAGCUAAGGGACGAGUGUGAAGCCAACCCGUGCCCUUUUAUCAAGUACAGAUUCACUCAGCUCCUGGAUGAGUCUCGUCUAGCAAUGAGUGAAUUCCUUGGUGUCCCACAGCCCACUAUCGUUUUUGUCCCAAACGCCACUACUGGAGUGAACACAGUUCUGCGCAAUAUUGUGUGGAAUAGCGACGGAAAAGACGAAAUCCUUCAGCUUGAUGUCAUCUAUGGUGCAUGCGGGAAGACUAUCAGCUACAUUUGCGAGGCGACGCAUCAACUGGCCCGCACAAGGAAAAUUGGAUUCUCCUAUCCGGUGGAGAACGAUGAGAUCAUCUCGGGCUUCCAAAGAGCAAUCCAAGCUUCUCAGAGAGAGGGGUUCCGUCCGCGAAUUGCCAUUUUUGACACGAUAUCCUCAAAUACAGGUCUCAGACUACCUUUCAAGCAGCUCACCGCUUUCUGUCAAUCAGCAGGCGUGUUGAGCUUGAUCGAUGGCGCUCAUGGAAUUGGGCAGAUUGAACUCAACCUGUCAACUUUGGACCCGGACUUCUUUGUAAGCAAUUGCCAUAAAUGGCUGUUUACCCCCCGUGGAUGUGCGGUGUUUUACGUCCCUGAGCGCAACCAAGACAUGAUGCGAAGUACACUACCAACCAGCCACGGAUUUAAAUCUCGACCGGCUGGCAGGUCUCCAAGUAAAAACAAUGGCGACAGCUAUGGAAAAUCGGAUUUUGUGUUGAAAUUUGAAUUCGUUGGCACCACAGACAACAUCUCCUUUUUGACAGUUCCGCAAGCUAUAAAGUGGCGAGAGGAGGGUUGUGGUGGGGAAAAACAUAUCAGAGAGUAUUGCACCCAACUUUCUCGUAACGGUGGACGUCGAGUUGCAGAAAUUCUCAAAACUCGGGUUCUGGACAACACUGCCAAUACCUUGUCAGAUUGCUGCAUGGUGAAUAUUCUGCUGCCUAUUCAAAGGCCCACGGAUGGAGAUGGAGGCUUAGUGAAAAACGACGAAGGGCUUGAAGUGACUAUCACGGAGUGGAUGCAGCAGAAAAUGGUCAAACAAUAUCAGACGUUUAUGCCAGUCUUCUCAUUCCAAGGAUCGUGGUGGGUUCGACUGAGCGGACAAGUGUAUCUUGACGAUAGCGACUUCGAGUGGGCCGGGUGGACCUUGAAGAGCCUGUGUGAGAAGCUAGCAGAGUAG
This is a messenger RNA of Penicillium atrosanguineum, 1296 nucleotides long. RefSeq lists its product as uncharacterized. Lineage: Eukaryota; Fungi; Ascomycota; Eurotiomycetes; Eurotiales; Aspergillaceae. The transcript is spliced from 2 exons. The record is from RefSeq and is a predicted model, not a curated record. The coding region runs from base 1 to 1296 and encodes 431 amino acids.